This is a messenger RNA of Trichomonas vaginalis G3, 339 nucleotides long. Its product is annotated as cAMP-dependent protein kinase protein. Lineage: Eukaryota; Parabasalia; Trichomonadida; Trichomonadidae. The record is from RefSeq and is a predicted model, not a curated record. Gene Ontology annotation, molecular function: ATP binding; protein kinase activity. Bases 1 to 339 code for a protein of 112 amino acids. The transcript has a single exon. Gene Ontology annotation, biological process: protein phosphorylation.
AUGAUGACUUCUAAGCGCCAUGGAACAGGUCUUUAUCAUUCUCUUGAAGUUAUUAAAUCUCUCGAUUACACGCCAGCUUCCGAUAUUUUCGCACUUGGUGGUGUGAUAUAUUAUAUAAUGACAGGGAAUGAGCCGAACCAAGCAGCUCAAGCCGUAAUUAAAUCCUGCGAAAUUGAAUUAGAUCAAGUUCAAAGCGUUUUGGCAAAUGUCGAUCAUAUUUUGGACAAACCUCUUAAAGAAACGGAAAAGGAUGUUGAGGAAAUCAUUUCCCUUGUUGAGAGAUACCCAGAAGAUUUUGAAGAAUUCCAAGACCUCAGUCCGAAUGAUUUAUAUGAUUAA